CUGAGUGAGUGCCGGCCCGGUCGGGGCGGGGGAGAAGAGGGAGGGGGCCGGAGAGAGGCGACCCAGGAGUCGUUGUGGGCCGCGGGCCGCGGGCCGGACCGGGUCCCGGGGCGGCGGGCGCCCGGGCCGGGCGGAAGGGCUUGGCGGGCCGUUAGAGGGCCGCCGCGACGGUCGGGUCCCCGCUCCUGCCGGACUUACGCGCCCGGCGCCGGGAGCCUCCGGCGCGGUGCCCUCCCGCUCCAGCUCGCGUCUCCCGACUCCAAUUAGAGCAACCCGACGGCCAUGGAGGCCGAGGAGACGAUGGAAUGCCUUCAGGAGUUCCCUGAACAUCACAAGAUGAUCCUGGACCGAUUGAAUGAACAGCGAGAGCAGGACCGCUUUACUGACAUCACCCUGAUUGUCGACGGACACCAUUUUAAGGCCCACAAAGCUGUAUUGGCUGCUUGCAGUAAGUUCUUCUACACAUUCUUCCAGGAGUUUACUCAGGAACCUUUUGUGGAGAUAGAAGGUGUCAGUAAAAUGGCUUUUCGUCAUUUAAUUGAGUUCACAUAUACAGCAAAACUAAUGAUACAAGGAGAAGAAGAGGCCAAUGAUGUGUGGAAAGCAGCAGAGUUUCUACAAAUGCUUGAAGCCAUCAAAGCCCUUGAAGUCAGGAGCAAAGAAAACUCAGCUCCACUAGAGGAAAGUACUACAGGAAAAAGUGAGGCAAAAAAAAGAAAAAUUGCAGAAACUUCAAAUGUUAUCACUGAGUCGUUGCCAUCUGCAGAAUCAGAACCUGUUGAAAUUGAAGUGGAGAUUGCUGAAGGCACAAUUGAAGUGGAAGAUGAAGGCAUCGAAACCUUAGAGGAGGUAGCUUCUGCCAAACAAUCCAUAAAGUACAUUCAGAGCACAGGUUCCUCUGACGACUCCGCUCUGGCAUUGUUGGCGGAUAUUACCAGCAAGUACCGUCAAGGUGAUAGAAAAGGGCAGAUUAAAGACGAAGACGGCUGUGCAUCUGACCCCACAAGCAAACAGGUAGAAGGUAUUGAAAUUGUGGAACUUCAGCUGUCACAUGUGAAGGACUUAUUCCAUUGUGAGAAAUGUAACCGUUCAUUUAAAUUGUUUUACCAUUUUAAGGAACACAUGAAAUCACACUCAACUGAGAGUUUCAAGUGUGACAUAUGCAAUAAAAGGUAUCUUCGCGAGAGCGCAUGGAAACAGCACCUCAAUUGUUACCACCUUGAAGAAGGUGGAGUCAGUAAGAAGCAAAGAACUGGGAAAAAAAUUCACAUUUGUCAGUACUGUGAGAAACAAUUUGACCACUUUGGACAUUUUAAAGAACAUCUUCGAAAACAUACAGGUGAAAAACCUUUUGAAUGUCCAAAUUGUCAUGAACGUUUUGCUAGAAAUAGCACCCUCAAAUGUCACCUGACUGCAUGCCAAACUGGAGUGGGGGCGAAAAAGGGAAGAAAGAAGCUUUAUGAAUGUCAGGUCUGUAAUAGUGUGUUUAACAGCUGGGACCAGUUCAAAGAUCACUUGGUAAUACACACUGGAGAUAAACCCAACCAUUGUACUUUAUGUGACUUGUGGUUUAUGCAGGGAAAUGAAUUUAGAAGGCAUCUCAGUGAUACUCACAAUAUUUCAGAGCGUCUAGUAACUGAAGAAGUUCUCUCUGUAGAAACACGUGUGCAAACUGAACCUGUGACAUCAAUGACUAUAAUAGAACAAGUUGGGAAGGUGCAUGUGUUACCACUGCUUCAGGUUCAGGUGGACUCAGCACAAGUGACUGUAGAACAGGUCCACCCAGAUCUGCUCCAGGACAGCCAAGUACACGAUUCACAUAUCAGUGAACUUCCAGAGCAGGUCCAGGUGAGCUAUCUAGAAGUAGGUCGAAUUCAGACUGAAGAAGGUACUGAAGUACAUGUAGAGGAGCUGCAUGUCGAACGGGUAAAUCAGAUGCCAGUGGAAGUACAAACUGAGCUUCUAGAAGCAGAUUUGGAUCAAGUGGCCCCUGAAAUCAUGAACCAGGAAGAGAGAGAGCCUAGCCAAGCAGAUGUUGCUGAGGCUGCCAGGGAAGAUCAUGAAGAGGCUGCGGAUAUAGACACCACGCCAACAGUGGAUUCCCAAGCUGAAAAGGCAGGGAAGGAGAACAGAACAUCUGUGCCGGUUUUAGAGUGAAAUAACAAAGGAUUAUAUUUUUAAAUAUAUGUGUUGGGUUUUUGAACUGAUGAUGGGCAGUGUGACUGUCCUUAAGCUAACAGACAAGUGGACCAAAGUUAAACUCUUUCCUGUUGUGCUGAACUGUUUCUACUGAAACAAACUGAUUCUCACUCCCACCCCAGUCCCCAUUAAUGCCACAGAGGAGGGAUUUUUCCAAUAAGGGAAGGGGGAACUUUGAGAAGUAUAUUUCUGUAAACUUAAAUGAUUAUAUUCUUAUUAUAUAGUUGGGUAUGAAUGUAUUUUCAUUGUGGUAAGGGUUCUCCCUUCUCUUUCCCAGGUCAUGUCCUUCCUCGAAUCUUUUCCAAUAUUGUAAAAUCAAAUGUAAAAUCAUUAGAAUACAGGCUUAUGUAUUCUAAUGCAUGUUAGAAAAUUGAAUAUAUAGGAAAAACAAGGCUGCAUGAAGAAAAGUGCAUUGUUACUGUGCAGUUAAAUUUUGGCUUCUGGCUUUCUUUAGUUUGAACAACAUUCUUGUCUACCUUAAUAGUUAACGACGUUAUCUCUGCGACAGAAAUGGAGUAGUGGUGGCAAAAUUCCUAGAAUGUUAAA
Molecule: messenger RNA, 2745 nt
Organism: Talpa occidentalis (Iberian mole)
Lineage: Eukaryota; Metazoa; Chordata; Mammalia; Eulipotyphla; Talpidae
Gene: ZBTB35
Product: zinc finger protein 131
Exons: 7
Coding region: 283-2157 (624 amino acids)
Biological process (GO): regulation of transcription by RNA polymerase II
Cellular component (GO): nucleus
Molecular function (GO): protein binding; RNA polymerase II cis-regulatory region sequence-specific DNA binding; DNA-binding transcription factor activity, RNA polymerase II-specific
Source: RefSeq, a predicted model, not a curated record